Molecule: messenger RNA, 828 nt
Organism: Meloidogyne enterolobii
Lineage: Eukaryota; Metazoa; Nematoda; Chromadorea; Rhabditida; Meloidogynidae
Source: the annotation of a GenBank genome assembly
AUGAAAAUGAAUAGGAAGGUUGUUCAUGUAAAUGGAAUUCUUCAAAGUUUGGCAGCUGCCCUGUACUCCGUUGCUUUACUCUCAAAUUCUCAGACAUCACAAGACCAGAAUGAACAGGAUCAGCAAUUCCAAGGGACUGUUAAUGAUUUAACUCCUCCAUUACCUUCAAAAAGAGCAAAAUUAAAUAAUAAUAAUCGUGAAACAACAAAUGAAAGGAAAAAAGUAAAUAAAAGGACUGCAAUAAAAAAAACUGAAGGAAAUAAGUUAGAGAGGGAAGUUGAUCUUUUGAAUGAUUUUCUUGAUAAUAUCUCUGUUAUGGAAGCGGCUGUCUCUACUCAGGCAGCAGAAGCAUUAGCUAUAAGAGAAGAAAAGGAGGAAUUGAAAAUGCCCCAAAAGGAAUUGUUGGCGAAUGUACAAACACAGAUGGAUGAAAUGAAUGGAAUGAAUGAAAUGGGAAUGAUGAGAUAUACAAAUGAAGAGAAAAUGAAUGAAAAUAAUAUUUCUGUUGAGGAUAUAAAUGCUACCUCCAAAAACCGCCCGCCGAAAAGGUUAAUUUGUUGCUGUAAUUCCAAUGAAGUGGAAGGCUUAAACGUUGAUGAACUUCCAGAAGGAUGCAAAAAACGCGCAAAAUUGCUUUUAGAAAAUGGAGAACAACAAUGUGAUAAAGACCAAAACAAAUCAUUGACGCCGCCUUCACCAAAAAUAAACAAAGAAGAUAAAGAAAAGAAGAAAAAGAGGGAAAUGAUAUUGUAUCUGGAAGAAGAUGAAGUGGUUCAAGUAAUGAAAAUGAAAGAGUUGUUGGCACUCAUGACUUCAAAAAAGGAUUGA